CGUGGCGCGGCGACGGCGACCAUCGCAUCAUAUCGCAAUCGCGAUACGGCGUGAUAGCGAUUGCGAUAGCGGCGCAUCAUUCAGUGGCAGUAGCAGUAGAGUAGUCGGCUUGUAGUGAUAAAGUUAACAUCUAUCGACGAGUAUGAGCAUUAGUUUUCGCGAGUCUAUGUUCGAGGAAAAAUAAAAACCAAAACAAAUACUUACCCGUGAUUGAAUUUUCGCGAAUGUGCAUCUACUUCUACCUACCUGCUGUGGUAUCCGAUCCGAAGCCUUAUAGCCUUAUCCGCUCGCCGUCGCCGUUGACAUGGGACUUUCCAAGAGCUUAGUCGCCCUAAUGGAUGGCUUAUCCAACCAGUACAGUUUCAUUUUCGGCGUACUUAUCGCGUUCGUCAUAUUCUAUCGUCGGCCAAUUUACAUCAUUUUGAAAACACUACCCAGAGAUUUGAGUUUGUUCUUCAGAGUUUUCAACACGGCCGUAGCAUGCCUCAAGUAUAUUGUGACCGGAGAAACCAUCAUAUCGUUGUUCAAAAAAACAGCCUCCACCAAUCCGGACAAGGUUAUCGUACAUUUUCAAGACACAGCGUGGACUGUGAAAGAGUUGGAUUUGUACAGCAACAAAGUGGCGAGAAUUUUCCAAAAGAAAGGCUACAAGAAAGGCGACGUGGUGGCGUUGAUGAGCCUAAACAGGCCGCAGUACAUCGGCAUUUGGUUGGGUCUGGGCAAGAUCGGCGUCGUGACCGCCUUGAUAAAUACGAAUUUGCGGUCCCACUCGUUGGCUCAUUGUGUGAAUGUGGCCAAAUGUAAGGCGUUCGUAUUCGGCUACGAAUUCGCCAAAGACGUGAAAGAAAUUGUCGAAGCGCUCGAUCCGAAAACCGAGUACAUGGCGUACGGUGAGGGCACCUUCACCGGCGCCGGCGACAGCUUUUUGCGCAAUUGCGGCGAUAUGGAGCAACUGUUGAGCAGCGUAUCCGACGAUGCCGUCGAACCUGAAACGCCCAUCGGGCCCAAAGACAAAUUAUUGUACAUCUAUACUUCGGGCACUACUGGUUUGCCAAAAGCCGCCAUAAUGGUUCACGACAAAUUGGUGAUGAUAGUGGCCGGUUUCAAGUAUUUAUUGAAGUUACGCUCGAACGAUAUCAUCUACGAUCCGCUGCCGCUGUACCACACGGCCGGCGGUCUUUUGGGCACCCUUCCGGCCUUGGUGUAUGGUUUAACGGUCGUCAUCAAAGUCAAGUUUUCCGCUUCCAAGUAUUUCACCGAUUGCGUCAAGUAUAAAUGUACCAUUGGUCAAUACAUCGGCGAAAUAUGUCGAUAUUUAUUGGCGGUACCGCCUUCGCAAAACGACGUUAAUCAUUCGUUGCGUAUGGUGAUUGGAAACGGCAUGCGUCCGGACGUGUGGCGAGAAUUCGUCCAUCGAUUCAGAAUUCCCACUGUCUUAGAACUGUAUGGCUCGACUGAAGGAAACGCCAACAUAAUGAAUUUCGAUAACACUAUCGGAGCUGUGGGAUUCCUACCUCGUAUAUUGCCAGCUUGGGUGUAUCCCAUCGCUUUAAUAAAGUACGACGAAACUAACGGCGAACCUCUUAGAAAUGAAAACGGCUUUUGUAUCAGAUGCAAUGCUGGUGAAUCUGGCAUGUGUAUCGGUAUGAUAUCGAAAAGAAUACCUCUUAAAGACUUUCAAGGAUACGUCGAUCAAAAGGAAACCAACAAGAAAAUCAUCAAGAAUGUUUUCAAACGCGGAGAUUCGGCUUUCUUAUCGGGCGAUAUUUUGUACAUGGACGAAUUUGGUUACUUAUAUUUCAAGGAUAGAACCGGCGACACGUUCAGAUGGAAAGGUGAAAAUGUAUCUACCGGCGAGGUCGAAAUGGUUAUUCAGAAAUUAAUCGGUUUCAAGGACUGCACGGUGUAUGGAGUUCAAGUUGGCGAUUUGGAAGGCAAAGCCGGCAUGGUAGCCAUUGUCGAUCCGAAAUACGAAAUAGAUCUCGAUAAUUUGGCCGAUGGUAUCGAUAAAAAUUUACCAGUUUACGCCAGACCCUUAUUCUUGAGAAUAUUACCGCAACUCGAACUGACAGGAACGUACAAGGUGAAGAAAACCGAUCUGAAAAACGAGACUUUUGAUCCGAGCAAAACCAACGAUCGACUGUAUUUCAAACAUUCGGUAAAAGGAUUUUUACCCAUCACUGAAAGCCUGUACAGCGAUAUCGUCACCGGCGCCGUCAAAGUCUAAUUCCCUCGCCACGCUGCGCUGCAGAUCUUCGGCCUCUACAUACAAAAGCCAGUACAGUACGUGGACCCUACAUUUCGCGUCCAGGAUUAGCUGCCUACCCCUGACUAUGGUCAUGGCUAAAACAAGACGACAACGAUGCUAUCGGCUGCUGAUGUCAUGCCCGUCUCUACGGUUCAUGGGUGACCAAUGGACCAUCUUUCAUCAAUGCCCAACAGCGAGCGUAGAUCGAGACAUACCCACCCACCUACAUAAUAUGUACCUACUACUACCUACUCGUACAUACGUGUAUACCUAGUACAUUACAUACGAUCUAGUCUACCUAACUACCUACCUAAUAAAAUCGAUUGUACCUCCUAAAA
Planococcus citri (citrus mealybug) is the source of this 2586-nucleotide messenger RNA. Its product is annotated as long-chain fatty acid transport protein 4-like. The transcript is spliced from 11 exons. Gene Ontology annotation, molecular function: long-chain fatty acid transmembrane transporter activity; long-chain fatty acid-CoA ligase activity. Gene Ontology annotation, cellular component: endoplasmic reticulum. Lineage: Eukaryota; Metazoa; Arthropoda; Insecta; Hemiptera; Pseudococcidae. Bases 305 to 2227 code for a protein of 640 amino acids. Gene Ontology annotation, biological process: triglyceride homeostasis. The record is from RefSeq and is a predicted model, not a curated record.